CUUCUUCCUUAUUUUCUGAUGGAGUUCUAAACUGAAAAAAACACAAGCAGACAAUUUUAGUUUUAUUUUUAUCUCAAAGCUUUUGAACAAUAAACAUUAAAUUUGUUAUCAUAUUUUUUAAUUUAUCAAGAAAAUCUACCAACUUUGGUGGGGGCUAUGGGGGAAAUGCCAUUGCGCAAUACCCCCAGCCGGCGCCACCACCAUCGUUUUCUGGACCCAUCACCUUUGCGAGUAACCCUUUUCUCUGUCACUUUUUAAUUUUAAAUUUAUUGGGUUUCUUUCUUUCUCUCUCUAAUUAGAUGAGUUGUAUUAUGUUCUAUUUGUCAUCUCCUUCUUUGUUACGUUUCCAUAUUUCAACACUGUCCUUAUGAAAUAUGCCAUUUUAGAUUGAGACCAAAGCAGCCAACCAGGUUACAGAAUAGACUUAGCUUGCUUUUCAAUCCAACAAAAAACCCACACUCUUUCUCGUCUUUGUUCCUUUUUACCUUGGCCUUUUCCUUUUUUAAUAAUUUUGUUAUACCAUAAAAGGCUUCUCUGUCGCAGUUGGGCUGCGGUUUGGGUUUCGUGUAAUGGGAGGUGAAGGGACCAAAUAUUUUCAAAGGAAUUUGGUGGUACUCAUAAAUUUCACUACAUUCAUUGAAGAAGAAGAGACUGAGUUUUUCUGAGCUGUGUUGUUCUUGUUUUUUGUUGCGGUGCUGAGUUAUGGACACCGGAGGUCGACUCAUUGCUGGUUCUCACAACAGGAAUGAGUUUGUCUUGAUAAAUGCUUAUGAAAAUGCUAGAAUAAAGUCUGUGAAAGAAUUGAGUGGCCAAAGCUGUCAGAUAUGCGGAGAUGAGAUUGAGAUUGAGAUUACAGUGGAUGGAGAGCCCUUCGUUGCCUGCAAUGAAUGUGCUUUCCCUGUCUGCAGAACCUGCUAUGAAUAUGGGAGAAGAGAGGGAAACCAAGCUUGCCCUCAAUGCAAAACCAGAUACAAACGAAUCAAAGGUAGUCCUAGGGUUGAAGGUGAUGAAGAAGAAGAUGACAUAGAUGAUCUGGACAAUGAGUUUGACUAUGGCACUUUGGAUCCUCAACAAGUUACUGAUGCCAUGCUCACUGCACGCCUUAAUGCUGUCCGUGGUUCCCAGCUUAAUAGUUCUCGAAUGGCUGCACACUCAGAACUAUAUUCUUCUCCCCCUAGUUCUCAAAUUCCUCUGUUGACAUAUGUUGAGGAGGGUCUGGAGAUUUCUGCUGAUCAUCAUGCCCUCAUUGUACCCUCGUCUAUGGGUCAUGGAGAUAGAGUUCAUCCAAUGAGUUAUACUGAUCUAUCCAUACCAUUGCAACAUAGACCAAUGGUUCCCAGGAAAGGUAUAGCAGUAUAUGGUUAUGGAAGUGUCUCAUGGAAGGAUCGGAUGGAGGAGUGGAAGAAAAAGCAAAAUGAAAAACUUCAGGUAGUUAAGCAUGAAGGAGGGAAUGAUGGUGGAAACCUUGAUGGAGAGGAGCUGGAUGCUGAUUUGCCAAUGAUGGAUGAAGGCAGACAACCGCUUUCAAGAAAGUUACCCAUUCCUUCAAGCAAAAUAAAUCCAUAUAGAUUGGUUAUCAUAGCUCGUCUUGCAAUUCUUGGCCUCUUUUUUCACUAUAGGCUUCUACACCCAGUCAGAGAUGCUUAUGGCUUGUGGUUGACUUCUGUAAUUUGUGAAAUAUGGUUUGCUGUUUCAUGGAUUCUAGACCAAUUCCCAAAAUGGUACCCUAUAGAGAGCGAAACAUACCUUGAUCGACUAUCUUUGAGGUAUGAGAAAGAAGGGAAACUGUCUGAAUUAGCUAGCAUAGACAUUUUUGUGAGUACAGUGGAUCCAAUGAAGGAACCUCCACUGAUCACUGCAAACACUGUUCUGUCCAUCCUUGCUGUUGAUUAUCCUGUUGAUAAAGUUGCAUGCUAUAUAUCAGAUGAUGGUGCCGCCAUGCUCACAUUUGAGGCUCUCUUUGAGACAUCUGAAUUUGCUAGGAAAUGGGUUCCUUUCUGUAAAAAAUUCAAUAUUGAGCCCCGUGCUCCAGAGUGGUAUUUUACUCAAAAGAUAGACUAUCUAACAGACAAAGUCCAUCCAACUUUUGUUAGGGAAAGGUGAGCGAUGAAGAGAGAGUAUGAAGAAUUUAAAGUUAGGAUAAAUGGAUUGGUUGCCACAGCACAGAAGGUUCCAGAUGAUGGUUGGACAAUGCAGGAUGGAACUCCUUGGCCUGGAAACAGUGUUCGUGACCAUCCUGGAAUGAUUCAGGUUUUCCUAGGCCAUAGUGGUGUUCGUGAUGUGGAGGGUAAUGAGCUACCUUGCCUAGUUUAUGUCUCUCGUGAGAAGAGGCAAGGGUUUGAACAUCAUAAAAAGGCUGGGGCCAUGAAUGCUUUGAUACGAGUCUCUGCAGUUCUCUCGAAUGCUCCUUAUCUUCUGAACGUUCACUGUGAUCACUAUAUUAACAAUAGCAAAGCACUUAGAGAAGCCAUGUGUUUCAUGAUGGAUCCAAUAUCAGGGAAGAAAGUUUGCUAUGUACAGUUUCCUCAAAGAUUUGAUGGAAUUGAUCGUCAUGAUAGAUACUCAAAUCGAAAUGUUGUGUUCUUUGAUAUCAACAUGAAAGGAUUAGAUGGCAUACAAGGACCGAUAUAUGUUGGAACAGGGUGUGUUUUCAGAAGGCAAGCACUUUAUGGUUAUGAUGCGCCAGUUACCAAGAAGCCUCCUGGCAAGACCUGCAAUUGUUUACCGAAAUGGUGCUGCUGUCUCUGCUGUUGUUCUAGAAAGAACAAGAAAACGAAGCAAAACAAGAUGGUGAAGAAACCUAAGCAAAGGGAAGCUUCAAAACAGAUACACGCUCUUGAAAACAUUGAAGAAGGAAUUUCAGACUCCAUCUCUCAGAAGUCAUCUGAGGGAUCACAGAUGAAACUGGAGAAGAAAUUUGGUCAAUCUCCUGUUUUUGUGACUUCCACUCUUCUGGAGAAUGGUGGAGGCCCUCGAAAUGCAAUCCCUCCAUCAUUACUGAGCGAAGCGAUCCAAGUCAUAAGUUGCAGUUAUGAAGAUAAAACAGAAUGGGGGAAGGAAGUUGGCUGGAUAUAUGGCUCUGUGACUGAGGAUAUCCUGACUGGCUUCAAGAUGCAUUGUCAUGGUUGGCGAUCUGUGUACUGUAUGCCUAAACAACCUGCUUUUAAGGGUUCAGCUCCUAUUAAUCUCUCAGAUCGUCUACACCAAGUUCUGCGAUGGGCUCUUGGAUCUGUUGAAAUUUUCUUGAGCAGACAUUGUCCCAUUUGGUAUGGAUAUGGGGGUGGGAUGAAAUGGUUGGAACGAUUUUCCUACAUAAACUCGGUUGUAUAUCAUUGGACCUCUAUUCCCUUGCUUGUUUACUGCACCCUUCCGGCUAUUUGUCUCCUUACUGGGAAAUUUAUUGUUCCUGAGAUUAGCAACUAUGCCGGUGUUGUAUUCAUGGCUCUCUUUGUAUCAAUUGCUGUAACUGGUAUCCUUGAGAUGCAGUGGGGUGGUGUUGGAAUCGAUGACUGGUGGAGAAAUAAGCAGUUCUGGGUGAUUGGAGGUGUUUCAUCACAUCUUUUUGCCCUCUUUCUGGGAUUACUAAAGGUUCUGGCUGGUGUCAGCACAAGCUUCACUGUGACCUCUAAAGCAGCUGAUGAUGGUGAAUUUUCUGAGCUAUACCUCUUCAAGUGGACAUCCUUGCUAAUCCCUCCCACCACCUUGUUGAUCAUAAACAUAGUUGGUGUCGUGGUUGGAGUCUCAGAUGCAAUCAAUAACGGGUAUGACUCCUGGGGCCCCUUGUUUGGGCGACUAUUUUUUGCCCUUUGGGUUAUUAUCCACCUUUUUCCCUUCCUCAAAGGUUUACUCGGAAAACAAGACCGGAUGCCAACCAUUAUUUUGGUGUGGUCAAUCCUGCUGGCCUCUAUUUUGACUCUUAUGUGGGUCCGGAUAAACCCAUUCGUCUCGAAAGAUGGUCCUGUAUUAGAAAUUUGUGAGUUGAAUUGUGAUGACUAGGAAGAUUCAGAUAAUGAAAAAGGAGCAUUGGCUCUUCACUCAUCUCACUUGCAACACCUGUUGCCAAAAGGCUGGUGUUGUGAUGGUUGAGUGCUUUGAGGAUAUGUUUUCAUGAUGAAGAUUUGCUUUAUCAUGAAAGCAAUGCACAAAAUUUUGGUAUUGUAUUAGCCAAAUUAUCGUGUAGGAUGGGGCCGGGUUUUGUAGAUAUUAAGAGGGCUAGAGGCUUGGCUGACCACGUUGUUCUUUGUUUUUUACAUACUUCCUUUUAUUUUAUUAUUGAUUCUUUUAGAAUAUUUUGACUUAAAA
This is a messenger RNA of Gossypium arboreum, 4302 nucleotides long. RefSeq names its product cellulose synthase A catalytic subunit 2 [UDP-forming]. NCBI's taxonomy places the organism in Eukaryota, Viridiplantae, Streptophyta, Magnoliopsida, Malvales, Malvaceae. Gene Ontology annotation, cellular component: trans-Golgi network; plasma membrane. Gene Ontology annotation, molecular function: cellulose synthase (UDP-forming) activity. The record is from RefSeq and is a predicted model, not a curated record. The transcript is spliced from 14 exons. Gene Ontology annotation, biological process: cellulose biosynthetic process; plant-type primary cell wall biogenesis.